AUGAAUAACAACUCUUGGACUCCCUGUGCCCAAUACAAAUGCUAUCAGUGUAUCUCAACUAGUGACAACCAAGAAGAUUGCGAAUCGAGUGACACAGAUAAACUGAAGCCGUUCAUCAAGAACUGCCCAGUUCUUCAAGAAGGAACGUUCAAAGGAUCACAGGCGAAAGGAUGUCGAAAAAUCAUUCAGACCGUUGAGAGCAAGCAGUCAAUUAUCCGUGAAUGUGCCUAUUCAGGAGAGGUAGUCGACGGGCAAAAGAAAACCGGAAACUGGGGUAUCAACAUGUACUACUAUCAAUGCGAGAAUACGGUAAGACUAUUAGAUUGUGUUGUUUUGUAG
Messenger RNA from Cooperia oncophora, 339 nucleotides. Lineage: Eukaryota; Metazoa; Nematoda; Chromadorea; Rhabditida; Trichostrongylidae. The record is from the annotation of a GenBank genome assembly.